This is a messenger RNA of Limanda limanda (common dab), 2157 nucleotides long. It is a transcript of the gene fhdc3, whose product is annotated as FH2 domain containing 3. The record is from RefSeq and is a predicted model, not a curated record. NCBI's taxonomy places the organism in Eukaryota, Metazoa, Chordata, Actinopteri, Pleuronectiformes, Pleuronectidae. The transcript is spliced from 11 exons. The annotation marks the transcript as partial.
UUUGGCUCCCGUAACGUCCAGAGACGAUCCAUGAAGAAGCUGAACUGGGACACCAUCCCCAGCCAGCGCGUCCUGGGCAAACUGAACGUGUGGACGACGCAGCGUCCUCAGAGGGACCUGGUGCUGGACAUCCGGAGCAUGGAGGAGCUGUUCAGUCACGUGGACAAACGGCCGUCGCUGAGAGACUCCAGGCUCGUGGGUCAGAAGAAGUGCGAUGGCAAGGAGCUCUUUCCACAGGAACCUCAGGUCACAAUCCUGGACUCCAAGAAGAGCAUGAACAUCGGGAUCUUUCUGAGACAUUUCAAGAGGCCAGUGACGGAAAUGGUGCAAGACAUUCGUCAAGGGAACUGGCUCAGGUUCGGAUCAGGGAAACUCAAAGAGCUGUGUAAACUGCUGCCAGAGGAAAGUGAGGUGAAGCAGCUGCUGUCCUUCAGUGGGAACCUCUCUGUUCUACCUGUGGCUGAUCAGUUCAUGGUGCAGCUGGUCAAAGUCCCGGGCUACGAGGAGCUCCUGAAGAUGAUGGUGCUGAGGGAGGAAUUCUUUCCUCUCAUGGAGGAGGUGAAGAACUCUGUCGCUGUCAUGACCAAAGCAGCGAAUGAGCUGCUGGACUGUGAUGACCUCCACUCCGUCAUCCGGCUGGUGUUGAAAGCCGGGAAUUACAUGAACGCUGGUGGUUACAGUGCCAACGCCAUCGGCUUCAGGAUGACGUCACUGCUCAAGCUGGCAGACACCAAGGCCAACAAGCCGGGCAUGAACCUCAUGCACUAUGUUGCCAAGCAAGCAGAGGACAUCGAUGCCGAGUUGCUGACAUUUCCCAGCCAGAUUGAACACAUCGGUUUGGCGUCGAGAAUCUGUAAAGACGAGUUGAUCACCGACUUUGAGAGAGAGGUGAAAAAGAUCAAGGAGGUGAAGCUGUACAGCAGCAGACAGCCCGGCCUGGUGCAGCAGAUGGAGACAUUUUUCAUGAGGGCUAAUGUGAAGCUGGACGAGGUGGAGUCCUCGGUCCAGGAGCUCAUUUCUCUGAGCAACGCUGUCGCUGAGUAUUUCUGUGAAGACCCAGCGACCUUCAAACUGGAGGAGUGCUGCUCCAUCUUCCACUCGUUCGGCAAACGCUUCGAUACCGCCGUUCAGGAGAACCGAGGGCGGGAGGAGGCCGAGCAGAAGCGCAAGCGGAAGGAGAGCAUGCGUCUCUCAGCCAAGCGCCGCUCCACGGUGUCGUGUCCGGCACCGGAGAGGAACCAGGAGUCCAGCCUGGAGUCGGCCUUGCACAGCCUCCUGUCCACCGUCCCCAAGGGAUCAGACCGAUGCAGGAGGAACAUGCUGUCGCCGAUCGUAGGAUCCCCCUCCGGCCACAUUCCUCAGCCUGGGAAAACUGAUGCUUCCCCCUGUGCUACACAAGAGAGGCCGGAGAAGAAACAAGCCAAACUGCAGAAGGAGAAUGAGGAAGUCACAGAGCUGGAGGACAAAGAGGAAGCUGAGAAGAUGCGUGAGAUAACUCGGAAGGUGCUUCACUACCAGAACAGCCGGAGCAGCCUGGACGGGGACAGAGUCUCAGGCACCCCCCCUCGCUCGGACACUCCAGCUACUCCGAGGACCCCUCACCCCAGGAACAGGAACUACUUCUUCGCCAACAAUGGGAACGUGGGCUCGCCGUGGACCAUCCUCAGCCCCUUGACUUGUUCCCAGAGAGACAUCCCAAACCAGGACGGACCAGCACGCCCACAGAGACUGUCCCUGACGCCUGGGGAGGACGAUGAUGGAGUCUGGGAGAGUCAAGAAGGCGAUCAUCCUCCCGGUGGUGGCAGGCGGACGUCUCCAUCCGGGGGGGGCUCUUCGUCCGUGCCCGAGUGCCCCCCCCAGAGAGCCGUGUCCCAGGGUCCGAUCCACAGGUCGGCUUCCAUGGAAGAAACCAGGCAGUCUCCACUGGCUCGCUUCCGGCUGGGCGACUUGUUCCAGAGGUCGUACUCCUCGGGGUCAAGGACAGAAACUAUAGGGGACGACAUAUCGGGAGUGUUCCCACUGCAUCGCGGAAAGGGGCGGAGCCACGUCGAGGGGCAAAGCUCCGGGUUGAUUUCCUUCUUCAGACGCAUCGGAGGCCGGAGUAAACCGGAAGACAUCGAAGAUCAGAACUUCACAGAAUCCAGAAAUUUUUCUUAG